Molecule: messenger RNA, 1206 nt
Organism: Pseudogymnoascus verrucosus
Lineage: Eukaryota; Fungi; Ascomycota; Leotiomycetes; Thelebolales; Thelebolaceae
Exons: 4
Coding region: 438-959 (173 amino acids)
Biological process (GO): vesicle-mediated transport
Cellular component (GO): intracellular membrane-bounded organelle
Source: RefSeq, a predicted model, not a curated record
ACAUAGUAAAUUCCAAUAAUUCCGCAUUGCCAUCACAAACAAUCUAAGCUAUCAAAAUAAGCAUUAAUCAAAUCCCCUUUAUCCCGAAUAAAUUCCAAGCCCAACCUCAGAUACAGUCAUCGCUUCCUACUCAGCCCUGUGCCACGGGGACUCCACAUUUCCAAGGGAAGCAAGAAAUACACAUUACGACGACGACGACGACUCUCUCUUCUUCUUUCAAUCCUCAUCAAAUAUAAUCCAGACGUCACAACGACAUCUACCAGCUUCACUUUCGCUUCACAUUAUUCAACAUCCAUAUCGCGGCGUUCUGUCUAAUCAAGGACACAUCGACUGAUCCCUCUCUCAAAGUCACCUAGGAGGCAAAACUCAGCCACAGCGUCGCGUCGCAUCUCUCGCCCCGUAACAGACUUUGAAGCACAGCUUCUCAAUCCAUCACGAUGGCACCGGCGAUAUCACCGGCGCUGCUUGAUUCCGUGCUCGAUAAGCGACAGUAUUACGGUUACGGAUACAACAACGACUCGAACUGGAACCGCUGGGGACGCUGGGUCGCACUCGUCGUGAUCGUCGGCUUCUUCCUCGUCCUCGCAUUUGCUUGCUCAUGCGUCAACUCCCGCCGCCGUCGCCGUCAAGGUCUCGCACCACGCUACGGCACGGGGUGGCUCGCCGGAAAGCAAAAUGGAGGCCAGCAGCAUUACCAGAACAACUACUACCAGGGACAGCAGAGCGGAUACAACUACGGUGGUGGAGCGGCACCAGCGCCUCCGUACAGCCCGCCGCAGCAGCAAUAUGGCCAGCAACAGCAGUAUGGCGGGAAUACGGAUUACUAUGGCGGGCAGCAGAGCGGGAUUGAGCUCCAGCAGCCGCAGAGCUCGUACAACCCGCAGAUAGGCCGUGAGCAGACCUACGAGCCUCCGACUGGGCCACCUCCAGGAAAGCAGGGUGAUGGGAUUAUCAGAUGAUCUGGCCAGGUGCGGGGCGAAGAGAGUGGGCUGGUGAAGGGAGGAUAAAGUGUUAAUAAACUCACGCAUGACACGGCAUGGUUGGGCUGGGUAUCUGGGGAUCGGGGCGUUUUCAUUUCGAGGGGUACUGUACAUGUAUUUGCGAGGGAAGGGAUGGUAUUUAAAUGAUUGCUUGGGGGGGUGGAAGAGGGUAAUAACGAAUCACUUCAAAAUGAAAUAGUCAUGAUAUUUGCUGUCUUCGCUGAGC